Musa acuminata subsp. malaccensis (wild Malaysian banana) is the source of this 1352-nucleotide messenger RNA. Its product is annotated as transcription factor MYB14-like. NCBI's taxonomy places the organism in Eukaryota, Viridiplantae, Streptophyta, Magnoliopsida, Zingiberales, Musaceae. The record is from RefSeq and is a predicted model, not a curated record.
AUCAACAUAGAGAAGAGGGAAUGGGGCAUCACUCCUGUUGCAACCAACAGAAGGUGAGGAGAGGGCUAUGGUCUCCUGAGGAAGACGAGAAGCUCAUCAGAUAUAUCACAGCCCAUGGCUAUUGUUGCUGGAGUGAGGUCCCCAUGAAAGCAGGGCUUCAAAGGUGUGGCAAGAGUUGCCGCUUAAGAUGGAUCAAUUACUUGAGACCCGGCAUAAGGCGAGGAAGGAUAACGCCGGAGGAGGAGAAGUUAAUCAUCAGCCUCCACGGGAUUGUUGGGAACAGAUGGGCUCACAUAGCAAGCCAUUUGCCUGGUCGAACAGACAACGAGAUCAAGAACUACUGGAACUCUUGGAUCAAGAAGAAGAUCCGCAAGCCUACGACACCCCAGCCUACCGCGUCCCCGAGAGUUGAGCUGGUCCACCCAUCUCUCAACUCCAUGAAUCAACUCGAUUCUACUGAUCUCCAUCGAGAUUUAACGUCCAAGUCAUCGCCGGAUCCCAUAUUUCCUUCUCCUUGGCCUCUUUUCAUGUUUGACGAUGGAGGCGUCAGUGGCAGACACUCAGCCAGCAGCUGCACGAGGGAGGAACCUCUUCAGGAAGCGACAUGUUCCGACAUGUACAACGUCCCUAACCACAAGCAAGACGAAGCAGAUAUGCCUUCCCUCUUCGACUUGGUGAACAGCAGCAUGACCUACAACAAUUUGCCGCCUUUGGUUGACGACAUGGAGAACACUGUCACUGAGGAGGAGGCACAGCCGUGUUGUCUGGGAGACAAUGGGGAGGUAAGCGGGGAAAGCUUUGAGAAGAAAGGGCUGGGUGAGUGGCUGGUGCCACAGCAAUAUUCUUGCUUGCUUUCUUGGGACGAUGUCCAGAGUCCCAUUGGAGAUGAAACUAUCAUCACAACUUCCUCUAGUAUGGCCACCAUGGAUACAACGUUCCCUUUCCCAUGGCAAUAAACACACGUCACACACACGAGGGAACAUUUUGUGGUUUGGAAUUGGAUGAUCCUUUGAUUUGUUUUGUUUGCUUGACAUUGUGGAUUAUAGUAAUAAUGAGCGAUGAUCACGCAAUAUGGAGAACAUUUGGAAGGAAGGAAUGGAAGAAAUGAAACGGGGUGGUGACCUCAAUCCUCGGGUGUUGUGGUUGUGAGAUUGUGAUGCUAACUUCUCACCUUCGUGUACUUCUUUCCUGACGGAGCGAUGGCGUCGUGUCGACUGCAGGCGUGAACAGAAGAAGCAUUUUGUCGACUGCCGGCCACCUCAUACUGCAUCCAUAAAUCCAUAUAUUCUUUCCCGCGUUACAAGUGACGCAACAGAUAUCCCUUUUGGCCUUCCGCCAGCUUUGCUCUGUUU